AGAUAAAUGAAAACAUAACUUGAAAGCUUUAAUCCUAUCCUAUCCCAUCUUAUCUUCGUUCUAUCUCUUCAUUGCGAAUUCGAAGCAAGACCUCAAUAACUCUAACGCCACAGCGGCGCCUGGAAUUGAGAAAUAGUUAGUUACUGCUGGCUGAGGAUCGUUGUCAGAAAGAAAGAGAAGAAUAAGAGGAGAUGGCCUCUCACUCGCAGGUUUUGGUGGAAGAGAAAUCGAGUGUUAGAAUAUUGACACUGAACAGACCAAAGCAGCUGAAUGCUCUGUCCUUCCAAAUGAUAUCUCGGUUGCUGCAACUGUUCCUUGCAUAUGAGGAGGACCCUAGUGUGAAACUUGUUAUCCUUAAGGGUCAGGGAAGAGCCUUUUGUGCUGGUGGUGAUGUUUCAGCUGUCGUUCGUGACAUCGGACAAGGCAAUUGGAGACUCGGUGCCAAGUUCUUCGCAGAUGAAUACAUGCUCAACUAUGUUAUGGCCACCUAUACCAAACCUCAGGUUUCAAUUUUGAAUGGUAUUGUCAUGGGAGGCGGAGCUGGUGUCUCCGUCCAUGGUCCAUUUCGUAUUGCUACUGAGAACACGGUUUUUGCCAUGCCCGAGACAGUUCUCGGGCUCUUUCCGGAUGUAGGCGCUUCCUACUUCUUGUCUAGACUCCCUGGAUUUUUUGGUAACAAUACUCUCUCUUUUUUUUUUUUUGCAUUUCCUUUAGAUCCACAGGCUAUCUCCCUCUCUCACCCUUCUUGUUCAGGAGAGUAUGUUGGCCUCACAGGAGCUAGGUUAGAUGGCGCUGACAUGCUUGCUUGUGGUCUUGCUACUCAUUAUCUUCCUUCAACGAGAUUGACUGCAUUGGAAGCAGAACUUUGCAGAGUUGAUUCAAGUGAUCCAGCCUUGGUCUCAACAAUUCUCGAUGCAUACACACAGAAUCCGCACCUUAAACAGCAGAGUGCUUACCACAGGUUGGAUGUUAUUGAUAGGUGCUUCUCGGGGAGAACGGUGGAAGAAAUUAUAGCUGCACUUGAGAGAGAGGCCACCCAUGGAGGCGAUGAUUGGAUCUCAAGCACUAUUAGAGCAUUGAAAAAGGCUUCACCAGCAAGCCUUAAAAUCUCUCUUAGAUCGAUAAGAGAAGGAAGGUUGCAGGGGGUGGGGCAGUGCCUUAGCCGUGAGUAUAGAAUGGUGUGUCAUGUGCUAAAGGGAGAUAUAAGCAAAGAUUUUGUGGAGGGGUGCAGAGCCAUAUUGAUUGACAAAGAUAAGAAUCCAAAGUGGGAGCCAUGGCGGCUGGAGGAGAUGAAGGAUCGGAUGGUAGAGCAGUACUUCAAGAGAGUGGAGGAAGAAGAGGAUCUAAAGUUUCCAGCAAGGAAAAAUUUGCCAGCCUUAGCAAUGGCAAAGCUGUGAAAUGGACAAGGUGAUGGAGCACUAUUGGGUUUAGGUCUAAAAAGGAAAAUAAAUGUAAUAAACUACUAGGCUUGUGUUGAAUUGGCCGGCCUUGCAUAUUAUAUACAUACAUACAUGUAGUAUUGUCAAAUUUGAAACAUGCAGUAUUGAUAAUGCAAAACAGUGAGAAAGAAAAAAAAUUAUUAUUGUAAUCAAA
Brassica napus (rape) is the source of this 1593-nucleotide messenger RNA. Its product is annotated as 3-hydroxyisobutyryl-CoA hydrolase 1-like. Bases 192 to 1397 code for a protein of 401 amino acids. The transcript has 14 exons. Gene Ontology annotation, molecular function: 3-hydroxyisobutyryl-CoA hydrolase activity. Gene Ontology annotation, biological process: L-valine catabolic process. NCBI's taxonomy places the organism in Eukaryota, Viridiplantae, Streptophyta, Magnoliopsida, Brassicales, Brassicaceae. The record is from RefSeq and is a predicted model, not a curated record.